AUGAGCUCCAAAAAGUAUGCCCUCCUCCCCAUGGACGACGGGGAGGUCGGUCCUCAAAAGGUCGGCAAGGAGAAAAAGCACAGGUCGCGCCGCCACCGUGAUCGCGAUGAAAAGUUCUUGUCCAAAUCUUCGAUGUCGCGCCGUGACCGGAGUCGCAGUCGCUCGAAUUCCCCGUCGCGACGAUCAUCUUCCCGUCGCCACCAACAGAGCAGCAGAUCCAAAAGCUACAGGUCCCGACGCGACGCCGAUGCCGACCUCGACGAUCGGUGGGCCGACGAGCCCCCGUCUGAUGGUGACUACGAUAAGGGAGCUGCUUCACGGGAAGAUGAGCCAGAAUUCGAGGAAUCGGCCAGUAAGCGCGUCAAGCUGAGCCGCGACGAUGCGGAAAAUAACAACGAAAAUGAAGACGACGCCGAUCUCUCUGACGAAGCCAAGGAAGAGCGCCAGAGGGAACGCGAUCUCGAAGAACGAGAUGCUUUCACUAAGAGGUUGAAAGAGAAGGAUGAUUCACGGUCCAAGAAAGACCGCGACGGGCCGUCCUCGUCGCGAAGACGACUGGCCGAGGACGCCGCCGCCCGGGAAGCUGCCAUGCCUGAUCUGCGAGAGCGAUCUAGGCAGGAGUACCUCAAGAAGCGUGAGAUGGAACGUCUAGCGCUUCUCCGGAAGCAGGUAGCCGAGGAGACGCAGGAGCUCCAGAGCGGCAUGCGCCUGUCGGAUAAGGAGAAGGCCGAGUUUGCCAAGAACCGCGAGAUUCUACGCCUCGCUGAGGAGCGGCUGACGAUCGACGACCAUCGAGACGGUUACGUGAUGCCCGAAGAUUACAUUACCGAGAAGGGCAAGAUGGACCGCAAGAAGAAGGAAGAGGCGCUAUACAAGCGGUACGUGGACCGUGACGAGUUUGGGCAGGAGAAGUUUGUCACGGAACACGAGGAAUGGGAGCGGGAGCAGACGGCCAAGGCCAAGGCGCAGAUUCAAAGCAACGAGAGGCAAAAUGACAGCUAUGACUAUGUCAUGGACGAGGCCCAGUACAUCCAAUGGAACCUCGACACGCGCAUGGCUGGUGAGGGCAAGACCUUGACCAAGGAGCAGCGCUUCCUGGACGCCCAGAUUGAGGCUGCCGAGAAGAAGGCCCUGUCCAUCCAGGAAACGAGGAAGACGCUCCCCAUCUAUCAAUACCGCGAAGAGUUCCUGGCCGCCCUGGAGCAGCACCAGGUCCUGGUCCUUGUUGGUGAGACGGGUAGCGGAAAGACGACGCAGCUGCCCCAGUACCUCCACGAGGCUGGAUACACCAAGAACGGCAUGAAGGUCGGAUGUACCCAACCGCGACGAGUAGCUGCCAUGAGUGUGGCUGCACGCGUGGCCGACGAGGUGGGCGUCAAGGUCGGUAACGAGGUCGGGUACUCGAUUCGUUUCGAGGACAACACGUCAGACAAGACGGUUCUCAAGUACAUGACGGACGGUAUGCUUUUGCGAGAGUUCAUGACAGAGCCCGAUCUAGCAGGCUACUCGGCCAUCAUGAUUGACGAGGCCCACGAACGGACGGUUCACACCGACAUCUUGUUAGCGCUGGUCAAAGAUUUGUCGCGUGAGAGGCCCGAACUCAAGCUUCUUAUCUCGUCGGCUACAAUGAAUGCCGAGAAAUUCGCCCAAUACUUUGACGACGCGCCUAUCUUCAACAUUCCCGGUCGACGAUACCCCGUCGAUAUCUACUACACGCCGGCUCCCGAAGCCAACUACCUGGCGGCUGCUAUCACGACGACGUUCCAGAUCCACACGACACAGGGCAAGGGAGACAUCCUCAUCUUCCUUACGGGACAAGACGAGAUUGAGGCGGCGGAACUGGAGAUUUCCGAGACGGCCAAGAAACUAGGCAGUCGGGUCAAGGAGCUCAUCAUAUGCCCCAUCUACGCCAAUCUACCGUCAGAGCUGCAGUCCAAGAUCUUUGAGCCGACGCCUGACGGCGCGCGCAAGGUGGUACUGGCCACCAACAUUGCCGAGACGAGUCUGACGAUUGAUGGCAUCGUAUAUGUUAUCGAUCCCGGCUACGUCAAAGAGAACGUCUACAAUCCGCAGACGGGAAUGUCCAACCUGGUAGUUGUGCCGUGCUCACGGGCGUCAGCCAACCAGCGCAGCGGUCGUGCCGGUCGUGUUGGUCCGGGCAAAUGCUUUCGACUGUACACGAAAUUUGCAUACAUGAACGAGAUGGACGAGUCGACAAUGCCCGAGAUCCAACGGACCAACCUGAACUCGGUGGUGCUGCAGCUCAAAUCGCUCGGCAUCAAUGACCUGCUCGACUUCGACUUCAUGGACCCGCCACCGACGGAGGCGCUGAUCGGAGCGCUGAACCAGCUGUUCGCACUGCAGGGUCUGAACCACAAGGGCGAGUUGACCAAGAUGGGUCGGCAGAUGGCCGAGUUUCCCACGGACCCGAUGCUUGCCAAGGCAGUACUAGCAGCAGACAAGGAGGGGUGCGUGGACGAGGUGCUGUCUAUUGUGUCGAUGCUGGGCGAAGCCUCUGCACUCUUCUUCCGGCCCAAGGACAAAAAAAUCCAUGCCGACAGCGCGCGCAACCGGUUCACGGUGAAGGAGGGCGGCGACCAUGUCACACUUCUCAACGUGUUCAACCAGUGGGUCGACAGCGACUUCUCGCCGGUGUGGGCACGGGAGAAUUUCCUGCAGCAGCGGUCCCUGACAAGGGCACGCGAUGUGCGCGACCAGCUGGCCAAGCUAUGCGAAAGAGUGGAGGUGGCGCCUUCGUCGUGCGGCGCAUCCAACCUGCGGGCCAUCAAACGGGCCAUCACGGCGGGCUUCUUCCCCAACGCGGCACGGUUGCAGAAGAGCGGUGACAGCUACCGCACCGUCAAGAACAACACGACGGUAUGGAUCCACCCCAGCAGCGUGCUCAUGGCCGUGGACCCUCCCGAGAAGACGGUGGUGUACUUUGAGCUGGUGCAGACGACAAAGGAGUACAUGCGCAGCGUCAUGCCCAUUGACGCCAGUUGGUUAGCGGAGCUGGCGCCGCACUUUCACAAGAAGAAGGAUAUCGAAGCCAUGGAAGAGAAGAAGAUGCCCAAACAGCGAUAA
This is a messenger RNA of Geosmithia morbida, 3084 nucleotides long. Its product is annotated as pre-mRNA-splicing factor ATP-dependent RNA helicase DHX16. Gene Ontology annotation, cellular component: intracellular anatomical structure; catalytic step 2 spliceosome. The record is from RefSeq and is a predicted model, not a curated record. Lineage: Eukaryota; Fungi; Ascomycota; Sordariomycetes; Hypocreales; Bionectriaceae. Bases 1 to 3084 code for a protein of 1027 amino acids. The transcript has a single exon. Gene Ontology annotation, molecular function: RNA binding; ATP binding.